CCCUCUCAAAAGGUAUCGAUCGUUGGGGAAUCGGUUUUUCCGGUGGUAUUCCGCUGGCAGGUUCAUGUCGGGUUGAGAGAGGAAUCGUCGGUAUAGCUCGCUCUGUGUUGCUGCUGCCGCUGGGUGGUUUCGUGCUGUCUUGGUAGUUAGUAGGUGGCAAGGAGCAGUCACGUGGAUUAAUCUAGUCCGGGAUAGUUUUAGCUUUCUGAAGCAAUAAGGUAUCCUUGCAAGGCUGGUGAUGCAGUGGUAUCAGUUUGUAGUGGUAUUAUGUGUCAUUUGUUUAUAGGAUUAAUGAUAAGAUGCCACGUUUUUGUUGGUUUGCUUAAGCUGUGGUUGAAACCGAACCAUUCUGGAGUUGUUGAGCAGCUCAUGAAACUCCCGCCACUGAUGUUCUUCAUCAGCUUUCAGUUUAUGUCCCAAUGGAUAGCAUGCCUUUUGGAAAUAAAUCGGCUGAUUCGACUUCCUUUUCAAAGAAAUCCCUCUUGUAUUUGAUUUUGUGCGUUUAUAUUCGUUUGAGAUGAUCUGAUCUGCAGGUCGAAGUCUGGUGCCAAGACCUAGCCAUGGGUGGCAGGAGUGCUAAAUGGCAGAGUUGAAAUCAAUGCAAAUAAAUGUGGGACGCAUCCAACGCCAAGUAAACCAUAUUAUGUGGAUAAAAUCGAUACCAAUGAACAAAAGGUUGUCCACUAUCAAGUUAAUUGUAGACCAGCAAGAGAUCGCAAUACCGGUUCCUACUCUGUGAAGCACCAUUACCCAUCUCCUAUUGUUUCUUGGAUAGAAGACCUUUCGAGCUUCGGCAAUGUUUCUUUUAGCCAGGAUCCUGAAUAUGCUGAUGAGCAAUCAAGAUCUUCAGUGGGGCAGUCUUCAGCAUCUGUCAAUUUGCAUGACAUGCAGAUAUCAGUUAGAUUGACAGAUGAAUUCAUCGAACUUGCAAAGGAGAAUACAGGCAACAAUGUAGAGACUUGUGGAAUCCUAGGUGCUUCAUUUAGAGAUGGGACUUACUAUGUGACUAUGUUGAUCAUACCAAAGCAAGAAGCAACUGCUCAUUCUUGCCAGGCUGUCAGUGAGGAGGAGAUACAUGCUAUUUUAUCGGAGCAAUCACUUUACCCUGCAGGGUGGAUACAUACACACCCUUCACAAACGUGUUUCUUAUCAUCAAUUGAUCUGCACACUCAAUACUCCUACCAGGUUAUGUUACCAGAGGCCGUUGCGAUUGUGAUUGCUCCCACUGAUCCUACUAGGAACUGUGGAAUAUUCAGGCUGACAGACCCAGGAGGGAUGGGUGUGCUUAGGGAGUGCAGUGAAAGUGGGUUCCACGCCCACCGGGAGACAACGGACGGCGGCCCAAUCUAUGAAACCUGCUCCAAGGUUAUAUUCAACCCAAAUUUGAGGUUCGAGAUUGUUGACCUGCGUUCCGCUCCCUGAACAAUGUAAUUCAGCCUCAAACUCUCCAUGUACUCCCUGCGUGCUGCCAAAAUAUGCAAGUAAAAAAAAACAAAUGCCAUAAUCGUCCAGGCAAUACGGCAAUAUCUGCUCAUCGUUUGGAUGGGUUGGGUGGGUAUUACUAAUCCAUGGUAUCAACUGAGCUUUGAUGAUGGUACAGUAAUAUGGUAUUUGUAAGAAUGAAGUGUAACUGGGAGAGAGAAGAAAAGCAGUGAUGAAUUGUCUUACAACUUCUGGCC
Messenger RNA from Oryza sativa Japonica Group (Japanese rice), 1679 nucleotides. The record is from RefSeq and is a predicted model, not a curated record. Lineage: Eukaryota; Viridiplantae; Streptophyta; Magnoliopsida; Poales; Poaceae.